AUUCCUCUGCAUUUUUUCUUCACUCACUCUCUCAUCCCUACUUACUUCUUCUUCUUCUUCAUCUCUCCACUUUCUCUCCCACAGAAAAACAAAAACAACAAACAGAAAAUGGUGGGUUUUUAGUUACUGAAAAUGAAAACAAAAUUCCAGUGUAAUUUAAUGUAAUGGGGAAAACUGCUAGGUGGUUUCGUGGAUUAUUAGGUGGCGGUGGUGGUGGUGCUAACAGUAAGAAAGAUGGAUUAAGUUCUUCAGAAACAACCAAACCAGGUAACAAGAAAAAAUGGGGUUUCCUUAGAUCUUUCAGAGACAAUAAAGAACCAAUUUUGGAUACAACAUCAGUAAACGAAAGAAAAGGGUCAUCAUACAGAGAAAUUUCAUCAUCUUCACUAUCAACUUCAUCUUAUUUAGUUCAUAACAGAGGAAAUGAUGAAGAUCAGAAUAAACACGCAAUUGCAGUUGCAGCAGCGACGGCUGCAGUUGCUGAAGCUGCCGUAGCAGCAGCUAAUGCUGCAGCUGCUGUUGUUAAAUUAACUAGUAGUAGUGGGCGUAAUGUUGUUACUACCACCACGGCGUAUGUUAGUACAUCUUCAUCAACCGGAGGAAAUGGUGGUGGUGGUUUGAGAAGAGAAGAAUUCUCUGCUUUGAUGAUUCAAUCCGCUUUUCGUGGUUAUCUGGCAAGAAGAGCUUUACGGGCCCUGAAAGGAUUGGUAAAGCUUCAAGCAUUGGUGAGAGGGCACAUUGUCAGAAAGAAGACAACAGAUACACUACGAUGCAUGCAAGCGCUUGUAAGAGUACAGGUCCGAGCAAGAUCCGGUCGUAAUCAUAGUUCAGAAUUUCGAUAUCAUCACAGCCGCAAACCUUCCCUAUCUCACCAACCUGGUCCUGGAACUCCUGAGAAGUAUGAGCGUGGCAUUCGCUCAAAUAGUACGAGGCAUGAACGCUCGUCAUCCCUGAAGAGGAAUGGCUCACAUUCAAAUCCUAGAGAGAUUGUUGAUCCUGAAAGAGCUCAAACAGGUUGGAAUUGGCUAGACCACUGGAUGGACGAGAAUCAAAAUAGAAGAGUUGGGCCACUUGAUGAUGAAAAGAGUGAUAAAAUUCUCGAAAUAGAUCCCGGGAAACCCCAUGGUAACUCAAAACUCAGGUACUCCUCAUCUGCAAGGCAUACCUCAAAUCAAGAUCGAGCCAGUCACAGCUAUACAACAAUGGAUUCACCCUCUAAGGACUCCACAACUGCCCAACUAUCAGCUCCAAGUACAUCUUCUGGCGAAGUUCAAUCUGUUAGCCGCAGAAAGUUUCCACGUGAAGUUGAAGAAGCAGUUUUCCGCACAGCUGACAAUAGCCCGCAGUUCUACUCAGCAUCUUCACGGCCUGGUAGUGAAAGGAGAGGUCCCUUCACACCUGCAAAAAGCGACUGUUCAGGAAGUUUUCUAAGUGGGUAUUCAGAUUACCCCAAUUACAUGUCGAAUACUGAAUCAUUCAAAGCUAAAGUCAGAUCACAAAGUGCGCCUAAACAACGGCUCGAAUUUGAAAAAUCUAGUUCAAUAAAGAAGUAUUCUAAUCUCGGCUUGGGCGAGUUUAGGUCGUCAAGUACUCAAAGAAGUUCAACAUUGCAUACCAACUUCACAAGCAAGGCUUAUCCUGGUUCAGGCAGAUUGGAUAGACUUGGAAUGCCAGUUCGUAGUAGUCACGAAACUGUCGUAAACGGUAACAUAUAGUAGAAUUAAAAGUGUGAAUGUAUCUCUCUUUUACUAGGGUUGUCUUAUGCUUACUGUCUUCUGUUGUUAGAAAGGUGUAAACCCUCUUACUUUAUACUAUGUUUUGUGAUUUUAUCUAAUAUUUCAGCUCCCUGCAAAGAAAGAAUUGCUAAUGAAUUUUGGCAAA
Molecule: messenger RNA, 1881 nt
Organism: Papaver somniferum (opium poppy)
Lineage: Eukaryota; Viridiplantae; Streptophyta; Magnoliopsida; Ranunculales; Papaveraceae
Product: protein IQ-DOMAIN 1-like
Exons: 4
Coding region: 165-1715 (516 amino acids)
Molecular function (GO): protein binding
Source: RefSeq, a predicted model, not a curated record